Molecule: messenger RNA, 2604 nt
Organism: Klebsormidium nitens
Lineage: Eukaryota; Viridiplantae; Streptophyta; Klebsormidiophyceae; Klebsormidiales; Klebsormidiaceae
Source: the annotation of a GenBank genome assembly
GCAGCUGCAUCUUCAAGGUGUGAGAGAAUAUCUGCAUGAGUCCAAUCAGUUCUUUGGAAGUCUGUUGUGAGGUCAAGGGCAUCAACUAUCAAAAUAGCAUUGGGAGCAAGUGCAGCUAGCACAAGCUUCGUAGGCGCCAACUGAUUGCGUGCCAGAUCAGCGGACUCUGGCUGACCUGAUAUCUGCAAAAUGGAGCCAGCACAAAGAGGAAAGAGCGGGUAUCUGCAGAUGCAUGUGCAAAGCACUAUGGCGAAGAAGUCUGGGAAGCUGGGGCGAGGCUUACUUGAGACAGGCGGGCUGGGUGGCAUGGAAGCGUACGUUGCGCACCUGGAGCGUCAACUUUCAAAGUCGGGGGCGGCAGUGGGGGGAGGCGGUGCGGACCGUUUAGGAGCCUUAGAGGCUGGUCGGAAGCAAAUGGAGGAGAAGAUGGCACAGUGCUUUGAGCAGCUGCAAGGGACACAAGACUUCGGUGAGGAGUUGGCCAGAGACACCCAUGCCCGCUUUGAGCACGCUCAGGGCCGCACACAGCGGUGUGAACGGGCCCUAAAGACGGUUUACCACGACAUGCCUCGUUCCGACAAGCUCGAGGCGCUGGUUCGGGCGCUCGUAGAAAAGGAGAGCCGAGAAACGGACCGGCGGUUGGUGCAAUUGGUCGACCUGAGAUAUAAACAGCUCGAGGAGAUGUUUGAAAGGGGGGAUGGGGGAAGUGGGGAGGUUGAACCGGAAAGAGAGGAGGGCAGUUCACAAUUGAGGGGAACAGGACGUUUGAAGGGAAGUCCCAAAGGCGAAAAGGUGGGGGAAAGAGUCCGAAGAAGGAAACAAAGGGAAACCAGAUCUGCGGGGGAUGGCUCGAGGGCAGCGAACGGAGAGAGACGAGCGAAUCGGAGAGCGGAAUUGUUUCCGGGGACGACAAAACUGGCCCCAGAAGGACAACUUGAAGACGAGCUUGCAGAUUUAGAAAGAAGAGAUACGCAACAUUAUGUCGACUGCCAGAACGAACGGUGCGAACAGACUCACAGACGUGGAAUGAACGAGUGUUGUUGUCAGCACGGCCGUCGGGAGGGAAACGGGGGGAGGGAACUAGGGGCGGCGGAGUUUGAGGAGCGCAUCAGAGAUGCGGUCGAGGCGGCGCUCGCUAGCAGGCUCGCCGCAAGCGAUCACGCAGAAACGGCGGCACAAGAAGUAGAACCGGCUCGUGCCGCCAGCGAAGAGCCGACGGUCGGAGGAGCUGAUUCUCAAGGACGGUAUAGAAAAAUGUCAGGAAAAGCGAACGUUGCAGGGGGAAAGAACGAGGGGGUGGUUGGGGAUUGGGGCGCUGUCGAUAGAGCGGAGGUUCACGGGGAAGGAACUGAAGGGGCGCGUUCUGAUGAGCUGGAGGCGGCAGUCGCGACACACCGGAGGGAAAAUGCGAAUUUGCAAAGUUUCCGGGUGUCGACAGCCGCACAAGCAGUCGAAACGGAGAGGCUUUCUCGAGAACUGUCCGAACAGGCAGCCUCGCUCGCAAAGCUAUCCGGCGGAACCCAACGGCUGACAUCGCUAGAGGCCGCUGUUGAGGGCGUCAACGGGAGCAUCCAACGGCUCUCGUCGCUCGAGACCUUCGUGGAGAAGCUUGGCGGGAGCAUCCAACGGCUGCCGUCGCGCGAAGAUGCGAUUGGACGGACGACGGCGCGGAUCGAGCAGCUGGUGGCAGCGUGUGGGAAAGAGAGUGGAGCUCCGACAGCGAAGCAAGAGAAGAAUGCCGCCACUCUGCGCGAGCACGCCGGCGUUCUUGCCCAACUCCAGGCACGGGUCGAUGACGUCAGCACCCUCGUCCUGAACGGGACACGUGGCGGGCAUCCGGACGUCCGUCGCAGCGCGCCGCCGCCGUCCGGUCUUUUGGCUCGUCCGGAGGUUGACGAGAAGCACGCGGUUGAGAAGCGGGUGGUUGGAGGAGUAGGGGGACACAUAAGCGCUGGUCAGAACAGGAUUUACGACAAUUUGGAAAGCUUGCAAAGGUCGAAAAUCAACGGGAAUUUGGGUAAUGAGAGUCCGAUGUUCCAAGGAGUAACGGCGAAAGAGGCGGAAGAUGUGGCGGGUUUGGAAGGGUUCGGACAGCUGACUAGGCCGAGCUUAGGAUCGGAUUCGGAGGAUCGGACACCUCUGGAAACUUCGAGUAGCCGAAGCCCUCGGUCUUCGCCCAGACUCCGGGCAUCCACAACAGCUCACGUGCGUUUCGGAGAUUCGUUCGAAUCUUUCGAGAAGCCUUUGAACGCCAAAGCCGGUAUGAGUGGACGUGUGAAGCAAAAGUCAGAAAGCCUUUCUGAGGACGAGUGUUUUGCGGGGUCCCUUUGGGCGGUGACGCAAGCAGACGCGCCUUCAGGGUCGCUGCGUCCGCCAGAGAUCGGCUCGUCGAAGGGCGCCAGCCUUGCUUCCAUAAUGCACAGAUUCGAGGCGGAUAAGAUGCUGCUGACGGAAGAACGGUUGCAAAGCGGCGCCGGAACGGGACACGUGGACGCGAACGGAGGCAAUUGGGGGUUGGCGGGAAAGGAUGAGGGGUCCGCUUACGCGCGAGCGCUCGCCAAAACGGAGGAACGGAAACGGAGACUGGAUAAGGUGACGCGCUGA